AUGUCGAGUGUGCAAAAUGGUUCAAAGCGCCCUGUUAGCGAGACGUUCGAUGUUGCUUGCAAGGUUAGUAAAAUUCUUUUCUCACUAAACAGUAGUUGUGUGAGAUAAAUCUUUGAUAACAAAGCUGUUUGGUUAUUGUUUCGUUUAUGUAGUAAUUAUUGUGAAGUUGCUUUAUUUAUUUCUUUGACUCAAUUUCCGCGUUUGUGUUUAUACUUGUCACGAAGGUUGGAUAUGCACUUGCGUGUGUUCGCUUCUGCUCUCAAAAAUUUCACCGUUCGAAUCUGCUCUGUUGAACACGUUUAGUGUCAUUAAACGAAUGGGUUCAAAUGGCAUGUUUAGUUUAGUUUGCCUUAUGUUUAGUCAGGUGUAUCUUUCAGCUACAGCCUAAAGAUUUUGAACAUUUAAUGUAUCUGAAGAACUUUAACAAAUUGACGUUUAGUAGCUGAGUCACCUCGAAUAUUUAAUAACGAGAGGUUAAAUAUCCUUAACCGCGUUCUUGACUUCGAAUUUUCGACCUGUUAAUUUUUCCUUAGGUGAUGUUGCUUGGUGAUUCUGGCGUUGGAAAAACAUGCGUGCUAGUCAGAUUCAAAGAUGGAGCUUUUCUGUCUGGAUCCUUUAUUUCAACUGUGGGAAUAGAUUACAAAGUGAGUUAUACAUGGCGCUGUUUUGUUCCAAUUUUAAUACUUCCAGAUGGACAAUUAACAUGAGGAUUUUAUGGUAGUUGUAGUACGUGUCGCCAAGCAUAAUUUUGUUUUAUCGUGUUUUUUUCUCCCGACGAUAGAACAAGGUAGUAGAUGUCGAUGGAACCAGAGUUAAAUUGCAGGUGAAAAAGUCAUAAAUGGACUAAGUUUACUGCUUCUUAACUUUUAUUUAUAGAUUAUUUAUGUUGAAAUGUUUAAUUUUUAGUUUUUCUUUUGUUUAUUUUCCACCACUUAAUUAUAAUGGUAAUCCCACUACAUGAUUUUUGAUCCAUGUCAGCUUUUGGCUAGAGAUUUUAAAAAGCGGAAUGAGCUUUGCAAAGCUCUUUAUUAAACGCUCCACUGUUUAAUCGCUGCUCACAGGGAGUUCAGAGUCGUUGACAGUUGAUAUUUGUACUUCCAAAUUAUGCAUUUUAAGUGUUUUUACAACGCAUGUAGUUUUGCAUAUGCUUGCAUUUAGGGUUGUCCCUGUUUUUCAGUAGAAUUUAAUUGAUUACAUUGUUAUGUUAAAGUUUCGAAGGAUUGUCACUGAUGUUCUAUGAAUGGUGUUUGGAGAGUAAAGUAAAGCAAAUCUAUUUUCUUCCACCUUCUUAUUUGCUCCACUUAUCAUAAGAUUAUCAUAAAUAAGCCAGAAGCAUAAGAGGACGUUUUUAUUAGCAACUUCAUCAUUGAUGUGUGACAAAUGCAGUCUGCGGGCUUGUAGAUUUGAAAAAUCUUUUAAAUGAAGGCGAUGGGCUGUCCAGGAAGAAGUAGGCGAAGAAGUGAGGCAAAGAUUGUUGUGAAAUUCUUUGAAGACUAUUCAGAUCCACCACCAGUCUUUUAAGUUGUGGUAUAGUUUUUGGAGAAUUUUCACUACAUUGUUCACCUUGUUUGCUAGUCGCUUAACCAGUCUGCAAGCAUACAGUACAAUCACACAGUUCUAUUUUUUUAAUUCUAAAAUUGAUGGGAGUUCAUUUUGUGAAUGGCACCAUGCCUACAUUGUUUGCAUACUGGUACAAGCUACAUGUAUGUAGCUAAUAUUCAAAUAUCCUGUAUUUUUCACAUUCUACAGCAAGUUUAUUGUAUUUGUAUGUCUCAGCUGAUUCCCUAUAUAUUUUAUGCUGAUAUUUUUGCAGAUAUGGGAUACCGCAGGACAAGAGAGGUUCCGUAGUAUAACACAUGCUUAUUACAGGGACUCGCAAGGUAGACAUUAAUUACUGUUUGCAUUAAUUAGAUACCGUAAAAUUCCGAAAAUAAGCCCCAGGGCUUAUAUUUUCCAAAGGCCCUUUUUGAGAAGUAUAUGUUUGGAGGGGCCUAUAUGUGGAGGGGCUUAUUUACGGAGGAAAAUUUGCAUUUCUAAGUCGAUUUGGCUAGCCUUACAGUUGGAAGUAAAUUUGCCGUUUUUGCUCUGUUUUACUUUGUGUUUGAGGGUAAUUUUCCAAGUACUCAAGCCCCCGGGGGGCUUAUAUUUGGAGGGGCGAUGUAAUGGAGGAUUUUUUGCGUUACCCAUUUAGGGGGCUUAUAUUUGGAGGGGCUUAUUUUUGGAAUUUUAUGGUAAUAAACAAACACUUGGCUGAAAUGCGGCCGAGUGUCAACCAAUAUAUCAGCUGACACACCAGCUGACAUAUUGGUCAAGUGUUGACCGACAAAUCGGUCGAUAUGUUGACUGAUAUGACGACCAAGAGUCAGCCGAUAUGUCAGCUGACAUGUCAACCAAGUAGCAGCCGAUAGUGUCAACCAAUACUGGUCCAAGAGGUGCCAAAAUUACACAAGAUCUGCAAUCUUUUAUAAAUCAUACUGUGUAACUGACAUAAUUUGUUAAUUAUUUAAUUUCCUCAGCCCUCUUGCUGCUUUAUGAUGUGACCAGUGAAAGUUCUUUUGAAAAUAUCAGGGUGAGAAUUAAUAAUACUUUAAUUUCCUUUCCAUCUUUGCAGAUUGUGCUGCAAGAAGUUACACUUUGUUUUAACUUUUCAGAUUACAAACACAAACAACAUAAUAGUCCACCAAACCCUAACAUCAGAAAUAAUGCCCUUUUUUUCACUUUGGGGAGAGUUUGUCUAACAAUCAAUAUAUUAAUUUAUUACAUGGUGUAUUUCCGUUAUUCUCAAGAUAAUAAUUGGUUAUUUUUCAAGAGCUAACAGUGUGAUAAAGCAGCCACAAUGGCUGCUCCUUCCUGUUUGGCAAGACAAAUUCCAGUCUGUACAGUACGUAGGGCUGAUAAGUGCCCUUAUGUAGUGCUUAGAGUAUAUAAACAUUUUAUUUUUAGUGUUAUCAUUUUUGUACUUUGGAGUUAAGGCUCAACAGUAUUUUGUAGGCUUGAUUUUAAUGUUCCUACACAAGAAAACCAUGUUUAAAGUUUGGUUUAAUCCUUGGUUAAACUUAACGAUCUUUUAAGGAACCCGGCCCAGUACGCCGCCAUUAGUUUAUGCAUACCCCUCAUCAUUCCAUGUAAGAUUUCUUUUUCUUUUACACACAUGUCACUUCUAAUGUUCUGAUGUAAUAUUAUAUUUGUGACAGGCAUGGCUAUCUGAGAUUUAUGAAUAUGCAUCAUCUGAUGUCAUUAUAAUGCUGCUUGGAAAUAAGGUAAAAUUACACUUUUUUUAAGUCAGAAUAUCUUCCUUGGCUUGCUCAGUUUGCAAUAUGAAUGUCCAAUUCGGUAUCUACCGCUAAUUCCCAGCAAUAUAUGCACAAGCCUUAGGACUUCACGGUAACGAAAGUUUCCAGGAUAGUGUUGUUACUGCGGGCUUAAAAUAAUGGAUCAAAAAAUAGUUUCCCAGUACCAUUUUCAGCCGUGGGAUCCAUUUACAGAAAUUCAUUAUUUUUCGACACAGAUACUUAACUAGUUAGCAGUUCUUAAGUUACAAAACUAAAAAUUAAUGUUUAGCAUCUAUCAGUUUUCUAUUGUCCACCAUCUUGAGUCGUUCCCAAAAAAUGCAUUAUGCGUUACUGGUUUAUGGUUUUGAGUGCCAAGAAAAAAAUGUCUGACUUAAGAAAGGGAAACAUUAUUUAGGAGAUGUGUCCCCAUGAAUUUUCACGGAACCAAAAAAUUGUUGCUGAAGGUUUCCCAUAAUCUCUGGGCACAGAACCAAAAAAUUGUUUUCGAACAUGGGAUUUGAAAUCCUAGGGCUUGUAUGCACGUACCAUUAUGUGAUUUUUACAUUAUCAUUUUAGGCCGAUUUGACAAAUCAGAGGGUUAUUUCCAGAGAGCAAGGGGAACAGCUUGCUAAGGUAUGGUCACUACUAACCUGUCUUAUUCCUUAAACAAAUAUUUGUAAGCACUUUAUUUGAGUGCCAUAUCGACAAGAAAGUGUACUUAAAUUAAGAACACCAUUUGAACAUCUCCUAUUGGAGAUACUGCUAUUUUAUGUGGUUCAUCUCAGCCACAUAAAGAGUAGUCAUUUGUGGGGCAAAGACUGCAGUACCUUCAUUCCUCAGUUAUUUAAAUAUCCCAAGUGUAGGUGUGGUCCUGGAAGUUGAACCUGGCAUCUCCCACUGUGUCAUCAAAUGCUCUGCCAACUUACCCAGUGCUACCACAGCAGCAACUGAUAUUUAAUGUCACGUGAACUUUAUGUCAAAGCUGCAGGCACCUUUUGCCUUGCAGACAGCUUGGAGUACUUAGUAGGUACCUUAUGUGCUUCUGGCUUCUUUUUUAUCAUUUUCUUGAAGACAAAAUGUAUAACAAAACAAAGAUUCAGUGUCUGUGGUAUCAGGGAUAUUCAAGGUUGUCUGAGGCUGAUAUCAUCUUCUGCGACCUUGAACAUAUUUCAGGGGUGAACUGGGCAUAUCAAAUUUUGGGCCUGGAUUAAGGUCCUGAAAGAGGCCGUAAAAAAAUGUCCCUCAUCUUCUCCCACAGAUGGGAUUGGAAAUUCGUAAGGAAGUAAGGGGUCUUUAAAUAAAGACCUAUAUAUUAAAAAAAGUAUGAAGUUAUUGUUCAAUAGGUCAUUUCCGAGUUGCCUCAAGCCUCUGUUUCAAGGUGAGGCUAAGUGCUCGGCCUUUGAUAUGAAAAUGAUUUUUCAUUUUCAUGCAAAUUAAGCUCAUUUUCACAAGAAAGGUUCUGCACUUGGCCUUUUUUUUUGAAAGUGAGGGGUUUUGGAACUCAGAAGUGGCCUAUUUCCAGAGGGGUCAUGGGGGAGGGGGGGGGGAGCAGUGUUGGCAAGGGGCAAAUUGAGGACAUGCAAAGAACAAUUUUAUGUAAUAAGACUUGACCACCUACCGGUAGCUUGGGUUACUGGUACAUGCUUUAAAACCAUUCAAUCAACCCACGUUACCAAGACGACACGCGAGUUUGGGCAAAAAUAAGUUUAUUGAGCCAAGAGAAAACUGCUAAUCGAUAGCUUGACAAUAAACCUAAACGCGACUAAACUGAAAAACGCCAAGACUACAAUAUGAUUAUUAACUUCACAAAGAUCAUAAGAGAUUAGGGAGGGAGAGGUGGGUAAGAGCUUACGCCUCGUCUCCGGAUCUUACAAAAGAUGUCCUUGCGGUCUGCACAGUCGAUUAUAAGAGACAUUUGAUACCUCUAUAACUGGUUAAUUAACCAUCAUUAAUAAAUGAUUUCUCAACUUCAUUAUGUCAUCUGUUUUAUCUGGAGAAGUUAUUUAUUUUUAUAGCAGUUAUUGGGCAAUUCCAGAAAAUAUCCAUACCCAACCACGGACGGCUUCCAUGUUUUAACCCCCCCUUGCCUUCGGAAAUUCCAAAAUGCGCUACCCCCCCAUGCCCUCAGAAUUCCAUAGUCGUGAACCCCCCCUCCCCUUCAGAAUUUCCGUGGUUUUUUUUAAGUACAUUUUCGACUUAGCAAUGCCUAUAAGAACAAACCAACAUGAAUUUAUGCCUCCUCAACGCUGUGAUCUAGCGGCGCCAGGUGACAAGCUUUACUCUUCAGUGACAAGGAAAACCUACGCUAGUUGCCAGGCCGUGCAAACUCCUUUUUAAGUCCGAAUUUGGCUAUAAAAAUAAACACCACUUAAGGUAAUUUUACUCCUCUUUGUUUUCUUGUGCUGUUUUGACGUUUACAAAGGAAAAUAGCUCAAACAGACUGUUAAAAUCUUUUGGCGGUCAAAUAUACCGUCGAGUCGUGUUGCGUCCUUUUAUACGUCAUGUAGUGCGCACGAAAAGCGUUCUAAUCUGACAGGCGUCCUUGGAAGUGAGGGACUGGUGUGAGUUUUUACUGUUUAUCGGACGGUUUCGGACGGGAGUAACAAGAAAUUUGCAAGCGGUAUUAAAAGAUACAUUUUCAGUUUUUAUUCACGUGACAAGAAAUUCAUCAAGGUAAAUGUGAAACCAAUGUUUUACUGUUCACUUCUAUAAGUUAUGAGCGUAAACACGUGUCUGAUCUAUCGAUGCUUGUCUUCUGCUUCGGCGGUCAUACGUUCGUGGUUUAUUUACGAACUACAAAAGUCCACAACAAUAGCGUUUUCCAGGAACUUACUCUACUCUUUCUACUCCAGAAAUCCCACCUGUGGAAUUCCCCCAUACGUUCGGAUUUCAAAUCGUAAAUACCCCCCCAUGCCUUCAGAAUUCCAUAAUCGUGAAUCCCCCCUCCCCUUCGGAAAUCCUUAAAGCCGUCUGUGGUAUGGUAUGGAUAUUUUCUGGAAUCGCCCAUUUAGGGGGACUGUGUACUGACUGAAUUAACAUAUUAUGUCAACCAUUGUAUCAUUUCUAGGUUAUAAGAGAUAAUUUGUGAUUAAAUCUAGCUUAAAGUGACUAAUAAUAUUCUUUCAUCAUUCUCUCUGUGGCAGACUCAUAAUGUAGCAUUCAUGGAAACUAGUGCAAAAAGUGGACUGAAUGUUGAUUUAGCUUUCAUGGCUGUUGCAAGGUAAUAUCAAAUCAGAGUUCAUAAUUAAACUAAUGUAAGCAUUUGAAUGAGGAGGAAGGAUUACCACAGUUGUUUAGUGCACGGCCUUCUUUGCGGGAGGUCCCAAGAUCAAUUCUCAGGUGUGACCGCAAAUCCUUCUUUCAACUUUUUUCCUUUCCGUGUACUUUUAAGUAGCUUUAAAUACUCGUAAAACAGAGCACUGAUAGAGAGAGGGCAAUAAAAUGAGCACACCAUAUGCCUCAGGUUUGUUAGUCAGUUGACUGUUUUGAGUUACCGACGUAAAAUCGGGACUCUUUAACUUCACCUUUACUUUUGAACCUUCCUCUGUUUGGUGAUUGCUUAUGGAUUGUGGACACACAUAAGAACUGACUUCCUAAUUGUUUUGUUUGGGAGAAUUUAUCUUGGUAUUUUGGAUAACAAAGAGUUGCUUAUGAGAGGUGGUUGCUUUCUUGAGUUUGAGUGUAUUAAAAAAAGUAUUUGCUUGUAGCUAUUGCUAACUGUGCAAGCAUUUCUGCACUGGCUAACAGCCCUGUGAAUUACCCAGUCAUAAAUUAAUAAUAUUGCGAAAGAUAUGAUUUCACACACUAAAUGUCAUGUUCUUAUUGGUUUUUGUGUUAACCCUUGGUUAUACCCUAACUUAAACUUCAUUCAAGAUUUUUCUUUCCUGUACAAUACCUCACGCAUCUGCCUCUUUUCUCCACUGACUUGUUUAUUAUUCAUGCUCUUACCCUUUAAUCACUCAUUUCAUUAAUUCACAUUCAAUUCACAUUCAGUGGAAUCUACAUUUUUGCAACCACCUAUCAACUUGGAAAGCAAAUUAAUUUUAGUUAUUGCAAUGUUUGAAAAAUUGGGGGUAAAAUUACACCGUUUGACUUGUGAAGGGAAGCUAGGUUGGGUUUAAAUUUUAGAGCGAUUUUCGCAUGACCUUGAAAUGAAAACGCAUGAACAAAACAAAAACAACAAACGAACGGAAAUAAAGCGGUUUGAUUGGUUUAUUGAACGGAUACAACCCCCCCAGGUUUUGGUUGGUUAAGCGAACGCUCGGCUGAAUAAACUUCAUGCCCGAAGAACUUUCUAGAAAUCGUUUUGACAUCAUACUGCAACACGAUUGGUCAAUCGAACAAUGCCUUCUCCAUAUUAGGGUUUUCUUUGGUGGAAAACGAAGAGUCCAUGUUUUGUUCUUUUCAUCCAUUUUCUGAUAAAACAAAUAACAAACACUUAUGAAAACCAUUUUUCAAGGUCAUAUGAAAAUCGCUUUAUCAAAACAUUUCAAAGAUUACUGGGGGUUCGAAAAAUUUGGAUUUAGCUGUAUUUAAACUACGUUUUCUGUUAUUCAUUUAAUAAUUUCGUCCCUAUGGUUUUCCUAGUGAACUUUCUUUUCAAGUUAGCAGUGACAUGAGGUUAAUUUAGAAUUAGCAAAUUGGAUAAAGUGUUUUAUUGUUUGAUUUCAUUUUUGGGUGGAAAGAGAUAUUCAGUUGUAUCAUUUCUCUAUUUAAAGGGACAUGAAACACCGAAGCUUGAAGAGGCCUUCUGAACCAAAGUUUAAUAUUGAACAGUAUGUUGAGUCACAAAGAGAAAAACCAGGCUGCUGUUCUUGACGUUUUUAGUUUAAUUAUUACAUUGUAAUGUAACUCCAAAACUGAGUUACUUGUGGAGUUUGCACAAUGACUUUUAGGGUUUCUCCUGCAACAAACCUAUAAUUAAAAGUAAUUUAAUUAUCAAAUUUAAGCCAGUGUUUGAAAGUUUCCCAGUAUGGUAGAGUACGCUGACAGAAGAAUUUAAGCUGUAAAUGGAAACAAAAGUGGAAAACAUGAAAAUGUGAAAAAAAUGUGAAAAAGAAAUAGCACUCCAUAUUUGUCAAUUACAUAAUGUUCAUUCUAGUCCUGUGAUGAAGAUGGCCAAAUUAUCAGGACCUACAGCUGUAAAAGUAAUUCGAAAUGGCAGGGAAAAAAAAACAAUACGUGACUCUCAAAAUGGUCUGUGUCUAUGCUGUUAAGUGAUUAUUUUUACAGCAAGUUUUUGAUUAGUAGAGAAAAAUCUAAUCCAAGUGUCACGGAGGGUAUCCUUAUUUCAGUGUUGAUCACAGUAUUAUCAUAACCAAUCAGGUACUUCUCCUCUUCGAUCAAAAUUGGCCAAUAUCUAAAUUAAGGCAUAAUUUUGCAACAAUAAUAUUGUUAAGAAUAUGUCCAUUUAUUUUACAACACCAAGUAAAUAUGAUAUCUUAUUUAUUUAAUUCUUAUUUUAUUUACCACAGUGCACUGUAAACAGCUUUACUUAGAACUCAAGUUCAAAAAUCUCCCAAUGCAAUAUAAAAAUGUUUUUAAAAAUGGUACAAUUUAAUAAUACCAAGUCUGAUACAAUAGCAAGCUCUGUGGCUGAGUUUCAUGUAAGUAAGCUAUUUAAAAAGAUUUUGUGGAGAUGUUUAAGAAGAAUUCAGCAAACAGUCUGGAUAGGCAGAUUUGAUCUAGUCUGACCCUAGUCUUGGCUAAUUUAUACAACUUAAAUGCACUAAAACAGUCCUUUUGUAAGUUUUUCAAGGUUGCAUGGUUGGGUCAUAAUGCUAUACUCUCCCAAGGAAGGGGUGUGUGGGGGAUAGGGGGGUUCUCAUAGGGAACCCGGGAUCGCCGCUAAAGUCGCUUUUCUUUGCUUUGUUUUGACACCUCUGGCUUUGCUGAAGAGCCUCCUACUUUAUUAGUGAUCACCUCCUACUUAAAAAUCUAUUGAGAACCCUGUAGGGAAGAGGGGGACUCAAGUAUAUGGUGAGAUGUGACUGUUGUUGUGAAAUCUCUAAAACAGGAGUUUGAACACACUUUAUUUGAAGUCCUUGAAUUUCAAAAUAAAGAUUCAAUGCCUCCAUGAAAAAUUCCUGGAUUCUUGGUCCAAGAAAGGGUUUGAACCCUUUGAAUAAGUAAUGUUGGGUUAAAUCAGUCCUUCAAAAAACUCAAACUCCCUAGAAUAUAAUGAUAUUCAAAUGUAAGCUCUUUGUUCUCUAACAAGACUUUGAAAAACUGCAAAUGUCAAAUCUGCAAAAGGUAUUGGCAUGUCCUGGUCACUGCUUUUAUACCUUUGUACCCCCUUUCCCUGUUUAUAUCCAUGGCUCAUGUAGUGAAGGAUUUGCUGCAAAAGGUAGCAUAGCCAGAAAAGAGAUGGGAAGAUAAGCAGCUAUGGUUCGACACAGCAAAAUGACUGCCAACUGUCACAGGCUAUAGGUGGGAUGCAAUCUCAGCAUGCAUGAUGCUUGAAUCAAUUCCUGUAGUGGGUGGGCACUUACUCCUAAAAUUCUUCAAUUUUUUACGAAAUACGGAUUUAAGAAUUUUUUUCUUGUGAAAUGUAAAAUCCUGGGCUUUGGAAUCCGGAAUCUAAGUUCCACUGACAAGGAAUCCAUAAUCCAGUACCGGGAGUCCGGAAUCCACAACUUGGGAUCCAGAAUCCAAUACUGUCUUGGAUUACUUUAGCAUAGGGCGAUUCAGUCACCCACCUCAGCCUGUGAUAUACAUGUAUCGUUAUCUCAAUAAUUGUUUACUUCCCUAUUUAAUGGAAUUAUUUCAAUUCAAGAAGGUUUAAAAGCUACUAAAGGAUCUUAAUAAGUGUUAGUGUUUAUCCACAUAGACAAGGGAAUUUUGCAUGUAAGGAGAGGUAGAAGCCCGGGGGGUACUCGAUAUAUCCCUGGGUAGGGAGGUGCGGCGCGGCCCCUCAUACCCUGACCUUGUUUAAGACAAAUAUCGCUGAUUUUCCUACCCUGUUUAAGACAGAAUUCCGAUUUUUGAUACCCUGUUUAAGACAUUUAUCCUUUUUAAGACAAAAAUUGAUAAACCGAUACCCUGAUUAAGACAAACUGACUGGCUGGCCGCACGUCCCCAUUAAGCCCUUAUAAGGGAGUAAGAACUUAAAAAAUUGUAGAAAAUCAUCAAAUUCGUGAUGUAUAGCUAUAGACUUUCGUAAAUUUAAUAUCUUAGGAUAUUUUUCUAAGACAAAAAUAGUAUUUUGCUUGUUCCGUAAAAAGUAACUUAAAAUG
This is a messenger RNA of Porites lobata, 10507 nucleotides long. The record is from the annotation of a GenBank genome assembly. Lineage: Eukaryota; Metazoa; Cnidaria; Anthozoa; Scleractinia; Poritidae.